GGGAGAUUGACGGGGGGAGUGAUGCGAGGUUUGCGUAUUGUGCAAUGUGUAUCCGGUGGAUGCUGCGGGGGAUUGGUGGAAGAGAGGAGAUGGAGGAGGUGGAUGUAGAUGUGGAGGGGUUGGAGAGGUGUAUAGCGGGCUGCCAAACGUAUGAUGGGGGCAUUGCUGAUGAGCCGUUUCACGAACCGCAUGCGGGAUACACCCACUGCUCCAUCUCCGCACUCGCGCUCCUCUAUCGCCCCCAGGAACCUCCUCCGGACACACCUCAGCAGAUCGACUCGACAGACAUAGACCUGUUCGCAAAAGUCCUCGACGUCGAUUCCGCUAUCCGAUGGCUAGUCUCCCGACAAACCUCUGAUAUCUACCUCCACAACCCGGAUGAUUCCUCCGGCGACGAAGAAGAUGCACCCGUGAAGCCUCUCGAGUCCCUCCAGACCUCCGAGCGACCAACUUACGCCGGAUUCAACGGGCGGACCAACAAGAUCGCGGAUACGUGUUACGCAUUCUGGGUGCUCGGAUCCCUGACAAUCCUCGGACGAGACGACCUCAUCGACGCGGAAUGCGUGCGGAGCUACCUCCUAUCGAAGACGCAGCACCGCAUUGGCGGGUUUGGGAAGACGCCGGGGGACACGCCGGAUCCGUAUCAUUCGUUUCUGGGGCUCGCGGCGCUGUCGUUGCUGGGGGAGGAGGGGUUGAAGCCGUUGGAUGCGGCGGUUUGUUUGAGUGGGAAUGCGGUGGGUUGGAUUCAGGGUCUUCAUAAGAUAACGAGAUAGGACUUGGGAGAAUCGACUUGUGUAUACCGGUACCAUCCUAUGUAUCCUCUCUAUUGGAGAUGAGUGUAGACUGAGAUGCUGGAUUGUUUAUUGUUGUAGUCUGAGAGACAGGAUCCAUCCUACCUCGCAUCAUCUCAUCCGAGACUCCAAGUAUGA
Eremomyces bilateralis CBS 781.70 is the source of this 929-nucleotide messenger RNA. Its product is annotated as terpenoid cyclases/Protein prenyltransferase. Bases 45 to 773 code for a protein of 242 amino acids. The record is from RefSeq and is a predicted model, not a curated record. Lineage: Eukaryota; Fungi; Ascomycota; Dothideomycetes; Eremomycetales; Eremomycetaceae. Gene Ontology annotation, molecular function: CAAX-protein geranylgeranyltransferase activity. The transcript is spliced from 4 exons. Gene Ontology annotation, cellular component: CAAX-protein geranylgeranyltransferase complex. Gene Ontology annotation, biological process: protein geranylgeranylation.